AUGGCAGCUUACAUUUCACCUUGCUUCACGCCUUCCGAUUCACGGCUGCUCACUGUUCUCAGAAAGAAUGUAUCACCGGAGAAUCAUCUAGGCAAAGUACACACCUUUAGAAUGGUCGAGAGCAAGAAAAACCGAGUUUUUGUUACCGCUCAGAAAUCAGAAUCCUCGCCAAUCAGAAACUCUCCACGCCAUUUCCAAAGCCAAGACCCUUUCUUGAACCUCCACCCAGAGAUAUCAAUGCUUAGAGGCAGUGAAGGCACAAGCACAAUAGCCAAUCCCAGAAAGGAAACCUCGGCGAUACCUGUGACCGAUGAUUUCGAAGAGCCAUCUGCUCCGAGCAGCUACAACGAGGCGAGGAUUAAAGUGAUUGGUGUUGGAGGUGGUGGAUCAAACGCUGUGAACCGUAUGAUAGAGAGUGAGAUGUUAGGAGUGGAGUUCUGGAUUGUGAACACUGAUAUUCAAGCUAUGAGAAUGUCUCCUGUGUUGUCAGAUAAUAGAUUACAGAUUGGUAAGGAGCUGACAAGAGGUUUAGGCGCUGGAGGGAAUCCAGAGAUUGGUAUGAAUGCUGCUAGAGAGAGCAAAGAAGCUAUUGAAGAGGCUCUUUAUGGCUCUGACAUGGUCUUUGUCACUGCUGGAAUGGGAGGUGGAACUGGCACUGGUGCAGCUCCUGUCAUUGCAGGAAUCGCCAAGGCGAUGGGGAUAUUGACGGUUGGUAUUGCCACAACGCCGUUCUCGUUUGAGGGUCGGAGGAGAGCAGUGCAGGCUCAAGAAGGGCUUGCUUCUCUGAGAGACAAUGUUGACACUCUCAUCGUCAUUCCAAAUGACAAGUUGCUUACAGCUGUCUCUCAGUCUACGCCGGUGACGGAAGCGUUUAAUCUAGCUGAUGAUAUACUUCGUCAGGGUGUUCGUGGGAUAUCUGAUAUCAUUACGAUUCCUGGAUUGGUGAAUGUGGAUUUUGCUGAUGUGAGAGCUAUAAUGGCGAAUGCUGGCUCUUCUUUGAUGGGAAUAGGAACUGCAACAGGAAAGAGCAGGGCAAGAGAUGCUGCACUAAAUGCGAUCCAGUCACCUUUGUUAGAUAUUGGCAUUGAGAGAGCCACUGGAAUUGUUUGGAACAUUACUGGUGGAAGUGACAUGACAUUGUUCGAGGUAAAUGCUGCUGCGGAAGUUAUAUACGAUCUUGUCGAUCCAACUGCCAAUCUUAUAUUCGGCGCUGUUGUGGAUCCAUCCCUCAGCGGUCAAGUAAGCAUAACCCUCAUAGCUACGGGUUUCAAACGACAAGAAGAAGGAGAAGGAAGACCGGCUCAGAUGGCACAAGCAGAUACCACCUCACUUGGAGCUACAAGAAGACCUUCUUCCUCCUCCUUUAGAGAAGGCGGUUCAGUGGAGAUCCCAGAGUUCUUGAAGAAGAAAGGCAGCUCUCGCUAUCCCCGUGUCUAA
Microthlaspi erraticum is the source of this 1437-nucleotide messenger RNA. NCBI's taxonomy places the organism in Eukaryota, Viridiplantae, Streptophyta, Magnoliopsida, Brassicales, Brassicaceae. The record is from the annotation of a GenBank genome assembly.